Molecule: messenger RNA, 720 nt
Organism: Solanum tuberosum (potato)
Lineage: Eukaryota; Viridiplantae; Streptophyta; Magnoliopsida; Solanales; Solanaceae
Product: zinc transporter 8-like
Exons: 2
Coding region: 397-639 (80 amino acids)
Biological process (GO): zinc ion transmembrane transport
Cellular component (GO): plasma membrane
Molecular function (GO): zinc ion transmembrane transporter activity
Source: RefSeq, a predicted model, not a curated record
AUUCUGUAUUUUUUUUCGUCAUGUCAUAGAGUUAAUAAUUCCACUCUAUUUGUUCUGAUUCAACAGAUUUAAGGUUAAUUACAUAAACAACCUUACAAAUUUAUCCUAAUCAUAGCUAGUUAUAUGUUGCGAAACCUUCAAUUGAAUUAGGAGAAAAAUAGAAACUUAUAAAUAAAAAACAUAUUUUACCACAAAUAUUUUCUAACCAAAGAAAAUUGUGCAAAAUAUUUGACAUACUAAUAUUCUGAAAUUAAUAAUUCUUCAAAUUUUGCAGGUUUUGGAGUUGGGAAUUUUGGUUCAUUCUGUGAUUAUUGGGAUUUCCCUUGGAAUUAUAGAAAAUCCAAAAACAAUUAAACCUCUUAUAAUAAGCUGAGUUUUCAUCAAUUUUUUGAAGGCAUGGGACUUGGUGGCUGUAUUUCCCAAUCAAAGUAUAAGGCAAAAACAAUCAUAAUUAUGGUAUUGUUCUUUACUGUUACUACUCCAAGUGGAAUAGCUAUUGGAAUGAUGAUAUCAAAAGGUUACAAUGAGCAAAGCUCAACAGCACUAAUUGUACAAGGAGUUCUUAAUUCAGCAUCAGCUGGAAUUCUUAUUUACAUGGCACUUGUGGAUCUUCUUGCAACUGAUUUUAUGGGACCCUAAAUUAUACACUAGUUUCAAACUCCAAAUAAUUGCCAAUGUAUCACUUGUCUUGGGAGCUUGUUGUAUGUCAUUAUUGGCAAA